Messenger RNA from Phalaenopsis equestris, 740 nucleotides. RefSeq names its product transcription factor GTE9-like. The transcript has 8 exons. The record is from RefSeq and is a predicted model, not a curated record. The coding region runs from base 71 to 718 and encodes 215 amino acids. Lineage: Eukaryota; Viridiplantae; Streptophyta; Magnoliopsida; Asparagales; Orchidaceae.
GAUCUCAGGCAUCGAAGGCCACUCUCUCUUCCACGCUCAUUCCUUCUCCAUUAUCAUAAACAAAAAACUCAUGGCUUCUUUGAUGACAUCAUCUUGCAAUUAUAAUCAACUCUGUCGUAGAAAUACAUUCAAUCGAGCUUCAUUAUCAGGACUUGGGGAGCCUCAAUUAUCUCCAAGAAAAGCUUUUCGUGUUGCUAUGUUGAAGAACCGAUUUGCUGAUAUAAUUUUCAAGGCACAAGAAACGCUUAACAUAAAGAGAGAAAGAAAAGGUGAAGCUAGGAUGGAACCAAAAAAAGGUUUUAUUGGAAAGCCAGAAAUCAAAAAACGAAGAUUUGAAAGUCAAGUGAAUGGUUAUAAAAAUGGAAUUAUAGAAAAGACAAAUUCUAAACUCAAGGCAAAUAUUACACUUAAAAAUGAUUCAGCUAUUGUUCCACCAGAGAAGGAAAAAAUAAAUCGAGCUGAAAUGCAAUAUGAAAAAGAGGAUUUCACAGAAAAAGAACAAACAAAAAAAAGAAAAAUAGCAGUUCGAACUGAAACUGCUAAACUAGAUAUCGAUAAAGUAGAUCUUGAACAUAAAAUGAAGAUUGAAAAAGAAAGGGAGGCAGCUCGACUCGAACUAGAGAAGGUGGAAGCUUCAAUUUAUAUUGAUGAUUUCAAUCAUACGCAUAAAGAGUUCAUGGUGCUCAUUUGUUCUCAAUCAAAUGGGUCAAAUGUUUAGAUACUUUGCAAAUCCAUUAAAA